AAUGCGAGCGAACCAGACCACAGUGGGGGGAUAUUUUUUGGCUGGUCGUUCCAUGACAUGGUGGCCAAUAGGAGCUUCCUUGAUGUCAAGUAACGUUGGCAGCGGAUUGUUCAUUGGACUCGCAGGAACGGGAGCAGCUGGGGGCAUUGCUGUCGGAGGAUUCGAGUGGAAUGCAGCCUGGGUUCUGGUGGCUCUGGGUUGGAUCUUUAUCCCUGUCUACAUCUCUGCUGGUGUGGUCACCAUGCCUGAAUACCUCGCUUUACGAUUCGGAGGCCGCAGGAUUCGCAUUUACAUGUCCGUUUUAUCCCUCAUACUUUACAUCUUUACAAAAAUAUCGACAGAUAUCUUUUCAGGGGCGCUCUUCAUCCAGGUGUCACUCGGCUGGAAUCUCUAUGUGUCUACUGGAAUAUUGUUAGUGGUGACGGCGGCGUACACCGUGGCAGGUGGAUUGACAGCAGUCAUCUACACCGAUGCGCUCCAGACUCUGAUCAUGGUUGGUGGAGCCCUUUCACUGAUGUUCAUAGCUUUCAUCAGGGUGGGCUGGUAUGAGGGCCUAGUGGAGCAGUACAUGUGGAGCAGUCCCACGGUGACGGUGGCGAACACCACCUGCCACCUUCCUCGUUCUGAUGCUUUCCAUAUGUUCAGGGAUCCCCUAUCUGGAGAUUUGCCUUGGCCUGGUUUAAUCUUCGGCCUCACUGUUUUGGCCACGUGGGUCUGGUGCACCGAUCAGGUCAUCGUUCAGAGGUCGCUGUCAGCCAGGUCCUUGUCCCAUGCUAAAGGAGGCAGCGUUUUGGGGGGGUACCUGAAACUGCUGCCCAUGUUCUUCAUUGUAAUGCCCGGCAUGAUAAGCCGAGCGCUGUUCCCAGAUGAGAUCGGCUGCGUGGAUCCAGAGCUGUGUCAGAGGAUCUGUGGAACAUCGGUUGGCUGCUCCAACAUUGCUUACCCGAAACUGGUGGUGGAAUUAAUGCCUGUCGGUUUGCGUGGUUUGAUGCUGGCGGUGAUUCUGGCGGCUCUGAUGUCAUCUCUGACAUCCAUUUUCAACAGCAGCUCCACCAUCUUUACUCUGGACCUGUACCACCGAGUAAGACCAGGAGCUUCAGAGAUGGAACUGAUGAUUGUUGGGAGGGUUUUCGUCCUGGUCCUGAUGUGUAUCAGUCUGGUGUGGAUUCCAGUAAUCCAGACAGCCAACAGUGGAAAGCUCUUUGAGUACAUCCAGUCUGUGACCAGCUUUCUGGCCCCGCCCAUUACUGCUGUCUUCAUCAUGGCCAUUUUCUGGCCUCGGGCCAAUGAACAGGGAGCUUUCUGGGGUCUGAUUGUGGGCCUGGUUGUGGGACUGGUCCGGAUGAUUCUGGAGUUCUGCUAUGCUGCCCCGUCCUGCGGUCAGCCUGAUGAUCGGCCCUCGGUUUUAACUGCUGUCCAUUACCUGUACUUUGCUCUCAUCCUCCUGGCUCUCACCUGCAUAGUGAUUGUUGCUGUCAGCCUGCUGUCUGCGCCCAUACCAACAGAACAUCUCUACAGAUUAACCUGGUGGUCCAGGUUCAGUGUGGAGCCUCGCAUCGACCUCACGCCCCCUCAGACAGCGCCUGACCCCGUGGACAGCAUCAGCCCAGGAAGGGAACAGCCUACAUGGAAGAGAGUAGCUCUGCGUCUCUGCGGCCUGAAUCAAACGUCUCAAUCAGCAGCUCCAAACACAGAACAGACCGAUCUGCACUUCCUGCACGAGGAGUCAGUCUGGAGGAGAGUCUGCAACUUUAAUGCUCUGCUGCUGCUGGCGGUCAACGUCUUUCUCUGGGGAUACUUUGCAUGAAGUUUGAUUUCCAACUGUGAUGGAAGAUUACAAAAUCAUUGUUGCUCUUCAGUCUUCUGGUUGCUUCUCCUCAUGAAUUGAGAUGUUUCAGUCUUUAAACUGACUUUAAACUUUUAGAAUUAAUGCAGAAACCGCGAAAUAGUGAAACGGCAGGAAGGUGAUUUGUUUUAACAAUGACUUUUAUUCUG
This is a messenger RNA of Cyprinodon variegatus (sheepshead minnow), 1995 nucleotides long. RefSeq names its product solute carrier family 5 (sodium/sugar cotransporter), member 9 (gene slc5a9). The transcript has 12 exons. Lineage: Eukaryota; Metazoa; Chordata; Actinopteri; Cyprinodontiformes; Cyprinodontidae. Gene Ontology annotation, cellular component: plasma membrane. Gene Ontology annotation, molecular function: D-glucose:sodium symporter activity. Gene Ontology annotation, biological process: transmembrane transport. The coding region runs from base 2 to 1807 and encodes 601 amino acids. The record is from RefSeq and is a predicted model, not a curated record.